Polypterus senegalus (gray bichir) is the source of this 6122-nucleotide messenger RNA. It is a transcript of the gene plcb2, whose product is annotated as phospholipase C, beta 2. The record is from RefSeq and is a predicted model, not a curated record. NCBI's taxonomy places the organism in Eukaryota, Metazoa, Chordata, Cladistia, Polypteriformes, Polypteridae. Gene Ontology annotation, biological process: lipid catabolic process; phosphatidylinositol-mediated signaling. Bases 87 to 3740 code for a protein of 1217 amino acids. The transcript has 33 exons. Gene Ontology annotation, molecular function: calcium ion binding; phosphatidylinositol-4,5-bisphosphate phospholipase C activity.
GUGAGUGAGCAAUGCUCUAAACUGCAUUUAGCUGUCCCUUCACACAUCCUGCCCCACAUAUACAGCACAUUAAAGAGGGUCUUGCAAUGGAAAAGGCAGCUCCAAUCUUGAAGGCGCCAGAAGUGAAAGACUAUCUGAUCAAGGGAGCUCGCUUUACCAAGUGGGAUGACGACACUGGAGUCACAUCGCCUGUAAUGAUGAAAAUGGAUCCAAAGGGCUACUAUGUAUACUGGACUCACCAGAACAAAGAAAUGGAAUUCUUAGAUAUUACGUGUAUUCGUGACACACGAGUAGGAAAAUACGCAAAAAUUCCCAAGACCCCAAAAGUUCGGAAUGUCUUCAAUCUGGAUUUUCCAGAGAACAACUACUUAGCAAAAACCCUGACAAUUGUUUCUGGUCCGGACGUGGUGAACCUUUCUUAUAGCAACUUUUUUGCUUACAAAGAACAUAUUGCCAAGGACUGGGCUGAUGACAUACUGUCAAUUGCUUACAACCCAUUGACAAAUAACGCCUGUCGACAAGUUUUCUUAGAAAAAAUAUAUGUUCGGAUUACUUUGCAAACAAAUAAAGAUGGGAAAAUCCCAGUAAAGAAUAUCUAUCAGAUGUUCCCUUCUGAUAGAAAGAAGGUGGAAGCAGCUCUGACCUCCUGUCGCCUGCCGAAAGGAAAGAAUGAUUCAAUGAAGCCUGAAGAAUUUUCUGAAUCUGUCUACAAGAGUUUCCUGAUGCACCUUUGCCCAAGACCAGAAAUUUAUGAGAUUUUCACAUCUUACAAUACUAAAGCUAAACCAUAUAUGACCAAAGAGAACUUUUGCAAGUUCAUUAAUGAAAAACAGAGGGACUCACGGCUCAAUGAGAUUCUGUUCCCCAGACUGAAGCCUGAGCAGGUCAAGGCCAUAAUUGAGAGAUAUGAACCCAGCCAGGCAAAUGCGCAGAGAGGCCAGAUAUCUCCAGAAGGGCUACUCUUUUAUCUCUUGGGACCUGAAAACAGUGUGGUUGAUCCUGAGAAGCUUCUGAUAUACCAGAAUAUGGCACAGCCCCUUCCUCACUACUAUAUUAAGUCUUCCCACAACACCUACUUGACUGCGGGUCAGUUCUCUGGAGUUUCCUCCCCUGAGAUGUACAGACAGUGUCUUCUUACUGGCUGUCGCUGUGUAGAGCUUGAUUGCUGGAAUGGAAAGCCACCAGAUGAAGAGCCUAUCAUCACACAUGGCUUUACCAUGACAACUGAAAUAUUAUUCAAGGAUGUCAUUGAGGCCAUCGCAGAGAGUGCCUUCAAAACGUCUCAGUACCCUGUAAUCCUGUCCUUCGAGAAUCAUGUGGAUUCGGUCAAACAGCAAAAGAAGAUGGCAGAUUACUGUAAGAAUAUUUUUGGUGAGGCACUGUUAAUAGAUCCCUUGGAAAAAUAUCCGCUGAAACCUGGACAACAGAUACCUAGUCCUAGCGAGUUGCUUGGCAAAAUUCUGAUCAAGAACAAAAAGAACCAGUCACGCAAUGAGAGCGCUCAAGGCCCAGCAAAGAAAAAUGUAGCUGUGGAUGCAAGUUGCCCAGAGCAGGACUCCAGUCAAAUGCCCAGUACCCAAGAGAGUGAGCCGACUGAAGAAGCAGAGGAUCGUGAAGAAGUUGAUGAGGCAGUUGAGGAAGACGAGGAGCAGAUGAAGAAUUCCGAUGAGGGAACAGCUGGACAAGAAGUGACAGCUUUUGAAGAAAUGUCAGCGUUGGUAAACUACAUCCAACCCAACAAAUUUGUUUCUUUCGAACAUGCGAAAAAAAAGAAUCGUAGCUAUGUUGUCUCAUCCUUCGUGGAAACUAAAGCCAUAGAACUGGUCACCAAGUUCCCAGUGGAGUUUGUUGAUUAUAACAAGAGGCAGAUGAGCCGGAUCUAUCCCAAAGGAACUAGGAUGGAUUCGUCCAACUACAAUCCACAGAUCUUCUGGAAUGCUGGAUGCCAAAUGGUUGCCCUAAAUUACCAGACCAUGGAUUUUCCAAUGCAGCUGAACAUGGCCUUGUUUGAGUUCAACAGCAGGACUGGCUACCUGCUCAAGCAUGAUUUCAUGCGACGAACUGAGAAGAGAUUCGACCCUUAUGCUAUGGAUCGGAUUGAUGUUAUUGUGUCAAAUACACUAUCAAUUAAGAUCUAUUCUGGACAAUUUCUGUCUGAUAAAAGUGUUAAAACUGCAGUUGAAGUGGAGGUGAUUGGGCUACCAGGUGACCCAAAGCGUAAGUACAGGACCAAGUGGACAUCAACGCCAAACUCAAUAAAUCCAGUUUGGAAGGAAGAACCUUUUGUGUUUGACAAGAUUCUAAUGCCAGAAAUGGCUUCCUUGAGAAUUGCAGUUUAUGAAGAAGGGGGAAAGCUUAUUGGACACAGAAUCAUACCAGUCCAUGUGUUGAGAUCAGGUUUUCAUCAUGUUUGCCUACGAAGUGAGAGCAAUAUGCCUUUGACAUUGCCAUCCUUGUUCGUGUACAUUGAAGUGAAGGACUAUAUCCCAGAAUCCUUUGCAGAACUUUCUGAUGUUUUGUCGAAUCCUCUAAAAUUUUCAGGAUCAGAGGAGAAGUCAUCUAUUAAAAAGAAAGCAGAGGAGCCUCUGAUUCUGAAGACUUCUGUCCAGCAGGAAUCCACCGGAGCGUGUGUCAGUGAAAUCACCACAUCAACGAUUGCUCUUGUGUCAGGAGGUCCUUCAUCUGCCAUUGAUCCAUCUGUUAGUUGUCUGUCUUCACAACCUGCUGCCCUUGAGAACACUGCAAAACCAGUGACAGAUGCGAAGACAGCCUCUAUUGAGGAGCUCCAACAGAGUAAAGUGUUUGGAAAAUUUCUCAAGAAGCAAGAGAAGGAAAUCAAGGAAGUGGAGAAGAAGUUUCAGAAGAAGGAGGAAGAACUAGCACAGAAAUACACCAGCCUGUUCAGUGAAAUGCAUAGUCAGCUGAAAAAGAAGAAACCUGGCUCCUUGAAGAACCAGAAAAAGAAGAGUGACAGCAUUGACCUUUCUGAACCAGCCGUUUUGCCAGACAGCAGCUCAUCUCCAAGGGUCACAGAGCUGAAGGAGAAGCUUCGGGCAGAACUAACAAGGCUACAUGAAGAGCAGCAUGAGCUUGUCAAAAAGAAAAGAGAGCAACAUGUUUCUGAGCAAACAGCCAAGCUUCUUGAAGUAGCAAAAGAGCAACAUGCCAAUGAGCAGAAAUCUUUGAAAGAUUCCCUUGACAGUGACAUGAAAGAGAUUAAGAAGAAACUAGAGGUGAAACGUAAUGAGAAGAUGAUCAAUCUGGCUAAAUCUGGUAGUGAUAAAGUAACCAUGGAGAGAAAGAAAAAGGAGCUGAACAACACUUUCAUUCAGGACGUUGUGCAGAUGAUGCAGCGGUUUGCAGAGACUACUACUGUACAGCAGGAGAAGCUUGAAAAGAAACAGACUGCAACGGUGGAUGAAAUACAAGAAAAGGCAAACAAGCUUCUUCAGGAAGUGACCAAAGAAUUGGAAAGAAAAGCACAAGGCAUCUCGAAGGAAGUGCAAGAGAUUUUAAAUGGCUGUAUCUCCCCUUACUUCCCAGAGGAGGUUGAGACCCUCAAGGACACCAAAGUUCUUGAGAAUGGAACAAAUAAUGAUCAGCUGUGGGAAGAUGUUUACAUGGGGGACACAGGGCCAGAAAUGUAUCCUGGUAUUAAUGGGCACAAAGCAGUAAAAGUCACCAGCCAGGGCAGUAUGUCAUCACAGGCCCACACACCUACGCUUUCAGUCAAAUACUGAUUAACCUAACCUGCACACCUUUUGGAAUGUGGGAAGAAAACCGGGGUAUCUAGAGGGACACUGGGAGAAUAUACAGUCAAGCAACCAGGAGGAGUUAAAUCCAAAAUGCUCGAUCUAUAAAGCAGAAGGACUAACCACAUUCCCCCAAUUCAUCAUUUUUUUCUGUUCUGCACAGAAAGAAAUUGUGCAACACAAGCAGUGCCUGUGACCAGACAGCCGUGCUAUUAUUUACAAAGAUGUGAAACAGCAGUCAGUCAUUGUUGUAUGUUUCAGUCUUUCCAGAGCACAUCUUCAAAAGGCACUUGACAGUAAGAGACAAUUCUAGAUAAGAAGAUAAAAUGCAAGCUGUUCAGCCAUGCACGAUAGUGUUAAUGCAAAGUAAACUGACUAGCCCAUGUCAUGCACACAAAUCAGCACAAACUCAUAGGAUGGUUGUGGACGACUGAUAGUAGAGUCAAAUCAAGAAUAAUACUGCAGGGCUGAAAGAAACCCAGUAGUUGUAUGCACAUUGACCACUUCAGCCAUCCUGGAAGAGAAAACAAACCACAGUGGAAAUGACAAGGCAGAUGACCAAGGCUGCCCGUCAGCUUCUCAUUCCCUUAAAGUGUCAUACAUACGCUGGACCAUAGAGAAUGCAUGAGACAACACUAGAUCUCCCAGACAUUGUUCUUAAAUGGACAGUCCAGCUCUGGAAUUCCUGUUUAGGAACACUGUGCUGUCACUUGUCUGCAAGAGGGUCUAGUGGACCAGACUUCCGUGGCCUUUCAAUCUCCUGAUAGAUAGUCAGGAAUUGAUAACAACUGCUGGAUCUCUUGCCUUGCAGCAUCUUCUUCUCUGCUGCCAUUUUCUCUUUCUCAUGACACCUCCUUUCACAGUCUAUUGUAUUUGCUAGGCAGACAAGACCUGAAACAACUGAUGCUAUAGUGCAGCUUAUUAGCUAGAACACUCGAUAAACCUACAGGGUCACCGAUUGUAUUCUUCUCACUCAUUAACUGUGCUAACCCUGACUUCAGCUAUAAAAAAAGUAAUUGCACUCCAGCCAUUUAUUUGUAAAGUAUCUUUACAUGUAGUUCACUGCAGAAAAGCACUAUAUAAAACAAUAGUUGUAUGUACUGCAGUUUUGUUUGUUUGUUUGUUCCAAUGACCCACAACCAUUUUGAAGGGUAAACCAAGACCCCUGUUUUUGUUUUUGAAUUUUCAGAAGAUAUACCAUUCCACUGCAGGCAGUGUUAAUCCAUGUACCUUGGUAUUGAUUUGAGGAUAUAAUUGAGUUCCACCAGUCAUGAUCUUGGUGUCCAAGCCCUAAGAAACCAAUCACACGUCUGUUGAAAUAUGCUGUAAGGCAACUCGAGGAAAGUAUGAGGUUGACAUUUAGAUAGCAUCUAUCUAUCUGAAUGAAAAAAAUGACAUUUAGAAUGUCACUGCCAGAGGUAAUGUAAAUCCACACUUUACUGAGAAAGCAAAGCGGCUCAAAAGUAAAACUGAAAUGUUUUUUCCACAGGUAGAGUCACAGAGCGCUUAGCUGAAUGUCACUUGUUUCCAUUCAACUUUCCAUAAUCAGUGUAGGCGUUUCCCACAGGGCUUAAAACAACUCCUGUCUUAUGUAAGAGCAGUGCUUCUCACAAUUCAAGUACAGGAUCCUUAGGGGUAACUGAAGGUGCUGGGGGCUGCUGAGCUUAUCAGGGGCCUCUCUAAGGACAUGUCAAGUUGUGUAGCGUGAGAAGCAGCAGAUGCUGAGUGAGCCUGUGCCAAGGAAACUUUGUUGUCAUCAUCCAGCAAAGAGGUUCAGAGUGCAAGAAUGGCAUGUUACUCAGGUUAAGAGUUUUUUUUGCAGGUAAAGGUCCAUCCAUUUUCUGAAGCUGCUACUUCUAAUACAGCAACAUCACGAGAAAAACACAUUCACAUAAAUAUCCAUCCAUCCAUUUCCCAACCCGCUGAAUCCGAAUACAGGGUCACGGGGGUCUGCUGGAGCCAAUCCCAGCCAACACAGGGCACAAGGCAGGAACCAAUCCCGGGCAGGGUGCCAACCCACCGCAGCAUUCACAUAAAUACCCCCGUUUAAUUAACAUACGGUCUCCAGUUAAGUUUAUGUCUCUUAGAAGGUGGUGCAAGUUAGAGCUAAUAUGCUUUGUCAUAAAUAGAAUGUACUGACUGACCCAAACAGUAAUGACAAGACCCGACAUAUUAUUGAACCCAUCUCCUCAGGACCUUGACACAAUUGUGCUCCCCACACCAUCACUAUGUCACCCUUUAAAUUUUUUCUCCCAUCUAGAGAGCAUGUAAGCUCCAUACAGCUAGUGACCAGGCUGGGCUUUAAACCCAGUACUAAAAUAUGAAUCUUCUAAUUUUAUAUAGUGCCUUUUGUAUAAUAAAAAAAAUAUA